This is a messenger RNA of Pseudovirgaria hyperparasitica, 474 nucleotides long. Its product is annotated as ubiquitin-conjugating enzyme. NCBI's taxonomy places the organism in Eukaryota, Fungi, Ascomycota, Dothideomycetes, Acrospermales, Acrospermaceae. Gene Ontology annotation, molecular function: SUMO conjugating enzyme activity. The record is from RefSeq and is a predicted model, not a curated record. Bases 1 to 474 code for a protein of 157 amino acids. The transcript has 3 exons. Gene Ontology annotation, cellular component: nucleus. Gene Ontology annotation, biological process: protein sumoylation.
AUGUCGCUGUGCCAGAAUCGCCUCACCGAGGAGAGGAAGCAAUGGCGCAAAGACCAUCCUUUCGGAUUCUACGCCCGACCCACGCGCACCAGUCAAGGCAUCCUCGAUCUCAGGAAAUGGGAAUGCGGCGUGCCAGGCAAGGACAAAACACUCUGGGAAGGCGGCCUGUUCAAGCUAGAAGUGACUUUUCCCGAAGAAUACCCGACGAAGCCGCCCAAGUGCAAAUUUGUGCCACCGUUGUUCCACCCGAACGUUUACCCGUCUGGUACCGUGUGUCUUUCGAUUCUCAAUGAAGAAGAAGGCUGGAAACCGGCUAUUACAUGUAAGGAGAUCCUGUUAGGGAUCCAGUCGCUACUGGACGAGCCAAACCCCGAGAGCCCGGCGCAGGCAGAUGCAUACAAUCUGUUCAAGAAGGACCGUGUGGCAUAUGACAAAAAGAUCAAGCAAGUAGUCAAAGAGAAUCCAGCACCAUGA